AUGACGAAAAGACGAACUACUAAUUACCAUUACCCCACGGCAAGAGUAGAAGAGGAAGAUUAUCCUGGUUUUACGAGUACUUCCUUCAUUCAAGUCAACGAGGAAGAUAAUGAUGAUUAUCAUACUCUGCGUUCGCCCUCUAAAAGGCCAAGAAGACCUGUUCUCCUCGACUCAGGUUUUGCAACUCAUGAUGAAACAUUUCCUUCUAUCACUUCGUCAGAUACACAUCAUCCUCAGGGACGAUCGACCGAGCGUUCCUUCUCCCCCCAUCUCCGCCCUUUGUCGGGAUCAUCGCAUGAUCACCAAGACACGGAGAAGGCCGGUCAACCUCAGCCCUCCUCUCCGAUUUCCAGCAUUCAAAGUUUUCGAUCAAUAUCCCCUUCGCCACUGUGGUCCCCUCAACCCGGGAACACGAUCAACAUAGACACGGCAGAUUUGAACGAACACAAAGUAUACAAGGCAGGUUGCACCGGUACCGGUUUAGAGCCAGAUUCGGAAAAAGGUGUUGCAGGUAUCUCUCUUCUUCCUCCCCCAGUGAGCAAAUCCCAGCUUCCCGACCUUCCGCUAUGCGUCUCCCUGCCGGACAAGGUUCAAUCAAUGGUAUUGAGGAUCCUUUCAACUCUCGUCCAUUGCAUAUGA
Molecule: messenger RNA, 639 nt
Organism: Kwoniella botswanensis
Lineage: Eukaryota; Fungi; Basidiomycota; Tremellomycetes; Tremellales; Cryptococcaceae
Exons: 2
Coding region: 1-639 (212 amino acids)
Source: RefSeq, a predicted model, not a curated record